This is a messenger RNA of Hyposmocoma kahamanoa, 1573 nucleotides long. RefSeq names its product chromatin accessibility complex protein 1 (gene Chrac-16). The coding region runs from base 40 to 432 and encodes 130 amino acids. The record is from RefSeq and is a predicted model, not a curated record. Gene Ontology annotation, molecular function: protein heterodimerization activity. Gene Ontology annotation, cellular component: CHRAC; nucleus. The transcript is spliced from 2 exons. NCBI's taxonomy places the organism in Eukaryota, Metazoa, Arthropoda, Insecta, Lepidoptera, Cosmopterigidae.
GCACGUAGCGUAGAUCGACAAACUUCGUUUUAAAUCGCAAUGGCUACGCCGAAACCAGAAAAAGAACUGCAUUUACCUUUAUCUAGAGUGAAAACUAUCAUGAAAAGCUCCCCAGACGUGGAUGCAGUCGGACCGGAGCCCUUGUAUUUGGUCACUAAAGUCACAGAACUGUUUGUCACAGAUCUUGCGAAACGCGCUCACAAGAACGUUAGAGGCAACUUAUUAGAGUACAAACACAUCGCAGAAGUGGUUCAAGAAGACGAUACUUUGGAUUUUCUUCGAGAAAUAAUGCCGCGAAAAAUUACCGUUCGACAGUAUAAAGAAAUGAUGGCGAAAAAGAACGCCAGAGGUGACCAAUCGGACGAUGAGUCUAGCGAGCAGUCAAGCGAGGAGGAAACCACCGAGGAAAGUUCCAGUACUGAACAGGAAUGACAAAGGAAGAGACGGAGGCAUUAGAACAAUUAUUGCAAUUUAUGUUGAUUUACAAUGAUAUUGAAUAGCUGUUACGUUAAAAGAUCUUUGAACUAAGUAGUCGUUACUUUUGCUGUUUUCUAAACAUCUGUACUUAUACCUCUACUUUACCAUAUUUAUUCUAAAAGAAUUACUAUUCCUAUGAAAUUUGAUGUAGUAAAAUUACUGGUAGGCUAGAUAGGCUACCAGUAAUUAGAACAGAUGUUCUAAUUGUAUCGAUGGCGAAAGGAUUCAUUAUCUGUGUAAAGUACUCUCCGAUAGUCACCCAGGGUGCCGAUUAUCGCAAAGGAAUGGUAUGUCAUGUGAGGAGGGUCCUUCUGUGCACCUGAAAUCCUCCUUUCGUAUCUGUUCCAUAAAUUGUAUAUUCUGAUUUAUGAACACUGGUUCAUCACCAUUCAUAUUAUGAGAGAUAAAUGUGUUAAAUGUCCAACUGUGUUUAAAUAUUACUGGUGGACAUUACCGCAUCAUCAACCAGUGGCAGAUUUGCCCUAAGGCCCAGUAGGCCCGGGCCUAUCAUAAAGAACCGUUUUAAAUGUUUUAUUUAAAUCUGAAAUGUCCGAAAAUAUUAAAAACUAGCAGUUUAGUUAACUAAAUUUUUAAUUGAUUUCGAUAAAACUUGGCAAUAAAGUAAAUUCAUUAUGUGGUCUGCCAGUAUAUGAUGGGUGCUGAAAAAGGGGCGACAGGUACUGAUUAUAUGGCCUGGGUACAAGACUGCAAAUCCGCCACUGGACUCAUCAUAGACAUGUAUUUCACUAAAAUGGUUGUCAAUGGUCUACAAUGCUUGCCCAUUAACAAACUGGACUUGUUACUAAGUAUCAAAUCACUUAAAUUAUUAGUUUUAUUUUGUCUUUUCAACUUAUUAAUGUACAUCAGUUUGUGAAAUUAAUAAAUGCACCAAGUAUUACUUACUUGGUGCCUGUAAUUAUGUCUUGCAAUGAUUAAAUAAUAUAAUUUGAUGCAACCUUUGUUUCAAAAUGUAUGGUAAGGGUUUACAUUUGCCAUAAGCAUCCGUAAUAAAGGUUUUUUUUUGUUUUAUAUGAAGUAUCAUCAGAACAGAUUAUGCUAAAGAGUGCUAACUAUACUGUAUAUCACACUUCCAUUA